GAUUAUAUUAGAGUGUUCUCUCAGCAAUCAUGUCUGAAACGGCGCCCGCUGUUGCCGUCAGUGCCGCGGCUCCCGUGGUAGCUUCGAAGGCUCCUGCUAAAAAGGCGAAGAAAGCGGGAGGCGCCAAAGCCCGCAAGGCUUCGGGUCCCAGCGUCACUGAGCUGCUCACGAAGGCAGUGGCAGCCUCCAAGGAGCGCAAGGGGGUGUCUCUGGCGGCCUUGAAAAAAACGCUGGCGGCUGGAGGCUACGAUGUGGAGAAGAACAACAGCCGCAUCAAGCUCGGCCUGAAGAGCCUGGUGAGCAAAGGCACCCUGGUGCACACCAAGGGCAUCGGGGCUUCGGGCUCUUUCAAGAUCGGCAAGAAGCCCGGCGAAGGGAAGGAGAAGGCGCCCAAGAAGAAGGCGACCGCAGCGAAAGCCAAGAAGCCCGCGGCCAAGAAGCCCGUCGGUAGUGUCAAGAAGCCCAAAAAAGCCGCGGCUGCCAAGAAGAGCCCGAAGAAGCCGAAGAAGCCUGCAGCGGCCAAGAAGGCAGCCAAGAGUCCCAAGAAGACUAAGCCGGUGAAGCCCAAGAAAGUAGCUAAAAGCCCGGCCAAAGCAAAAGCCGUGAAGCCCAAGACGGCCAAGUCCAAGACGGCCAAACCUAAAGCAGCAAAGGCUAAGAAGGCGCCGCCUAAGAAGAAGUAAACAUGGCCAGCGCGCUGUUGCUCUUUCAAAAACCCAAAGGCUCUUUUAAGAGCCACCCACUUCGUCAAAAAAGAGCUGUUCUGCACCUUAUUAAAUUACACAGACGCA
This is a messenger RNA of Elgaria multicarinata webbii, 791 nucleotides long. Its product is annotated as histone H1.10-like. Lineage: Eukaryota; Metazoa; Chordata; Lepidosauria; Squamata; Anguidae. Gene Ontology annotation, cellular component: nucleus; nucleosome. The record is from RefSeq and is a predicted model, not a curated record. Gene Ontology annotation, molecular function: structural constituent of chromatin; nucleosomal DNA binding; double-stranded DNA binding. The coding region runs from base 30 to 683 and encodes 217 amino acids. Gene Ontology annotation, biological process: negative regulation of DNA recombination; nucleosome assembly; chromosome condensation. The transcript has a single exon.